Tilletiaria anomala UBC 951 is the source of this 5483-nucleotide messenger RNA. RefSeq lists its product as uncharacterized. Gene Ontology annotation, cellular component: trans-Golgi network. The transcript has 4 exons. The record is from RefSeq and is a predicted model, not a curated record. The coding region runs from base 382 to 5331 and encodes 1649 amino acids. NCBI's taxonomy places the organism in Eukaryota, Fungi, Basidiomycota, Exobasidiomycetes, Georgefischeriales, Tilletiariaceae.
GCUGGGUUGGUAUCCGCCCCAACACCCAUAUCGACAGGCUCGAGGUCGGAGAGCUGCAACUCGUGAUCAUAUUCACUUGCGCCGGUGGGGGGGGGGACCAGGUGGCGUGCGCUCGCUGCAUGGUGCUCAUUCGGACAGGCUUGAUCCUCCCGCCAGCGCCGCCAGCCACCUGUAGGCUUUUGGGCCACUCGCUCACAGGCCGACGCGCGCCAUCCUUGCUCCUUGCAGCCAGUGUCCAUUGCGCGGCACAUCGUGCGGCCACGCCUCCCAUCCUGCUGCGACAUCUCAUGUGCGUUCUUCCACCGGAACAUCAGUGCCGACGCCGCCGUCAUCAGCAUCAGCACCUAGCUUCCACCCGUACAUACACCGAAAACGGCCAAGAUGGACUACAUACCUCCAUGCGACCUCACCGGAGACCUUUCCUUCGCCGCCCCCGCCAAGAUCAGGGUCCUGCUGACGCCCGCGGUCGUGCCUUCGUCAGCAGGGGGCCCCAGCAGCUCGGCAUAUUCGCAGCGCGAUUUUGAGAAGUGGGCCGAUCAUGUGCGGAGCUUUGCCAGCAUCAAGCUCUCCGACUUACCCAGGAGCACUGCAGGGAGAGCAGGGCCCCCGCAAGACUCGCCUCUCUAUCGCAAGGGCGAGAUCCACCUUUCCUUUGUCACCUCGUACGAUCCUGCGCACGCCUUCUUGGCGCCGUUCAACCUGCACAGACAGGUCCUUGGCGUCAUUGGGAUCGCGACCGUCCCACGUGCUGCCAGCGGCAACCAUGCUUCUGCUGUAUCACCGGGGGGAGCGGGCGCUGGUGCUAGCACUUGCAAUGGCCACGCCAGCAGCAGCAGCACGGCUGACUACGGCAAGCUCCACCACACCCCGCACGCGCUUCGAAAUCAGCAUCCAGGCGCAGUCAUCCACCGCGUCUUUGCCUUUGACACGAGUGAUGCGGAGCAGGACGCAGAGGGCGAUGCGGACUUGGGCUCUGGCGAGGCGCUGCAAGGGAACGACGAGGACGAGGACAAUCUAGGCGAGCUGUCCAAAUGCGGCGACACAGAUGACGAUGGCUACGAUCCCGAGGACGAGGUAGAGAAGGCCAAUAUGAAGGCGCUGCAAGAGCAGGCCGCCGCCACCGGGUACGGCGCUGGCAGCGGCGGCUUUGGCUCGCAAGCGGCUGAGGGCCUCAUCGUCAUACCCGCUAUGCGCAAGGACCAAAAGGAUGUCAAGUUCUACCUGCGCCAACUCGUCACGGACUUUGUCUGCUCGCUGCUUGACGGCCUCGAUUCGGUCGUCGCCGGCCUCAAGGGCUCGCCACUCGAGACGCCGCGUGAGACGCUCGACGUCGGCCUCGAGGUGUCGGUUGCGAAUGGAUCUUCCAGCGCCGGUGGGACGUUGCCUGGCGCUAACAUGGACGGGGGGCGGUCGCAUACAUGGGAACUCGGCGCGGCGGCCAGUCGCGCUAGCUCGCUCUUCAGCUUCGGCAGCAGCUCUUCUGGCCCGUUGUCACUCGGUGGCGCGCACGCGAACGGCAUCGGCGGCGGGCAGCAGCCCGACGUCCUAUCGUCCUUUUCAUCUGGUAUGGCGGGCGCAAGUUCGUCCGCGAAGUCCAAGACGCUUAAGAAGGUUAUCGACUCUACACGCGGUAGCGCCGGCAGCAGCAGUAGCAACAACAGCAAGCGCGUUCAGUCCAUGGGCGGCUCUGGGCCGACAGGCGAGGGGCGGCACACAAAGGUCCUUGCGGACUACUGCCUGCUCGCCGGCGACCUGUGGAGUGCGAUUAGUUACUACGACCUUGCGAUGAAGUGGAUGGGAAAGGAGCGCUGCCUCGCCGGUGGCCAGGAUGCCGUCUGGUUCGCCAGCGCACUUGAGGGCUGGGCCGUUACGAAGGCGCUCAUGGCGCGAUUGGGAAAGAGCGUGUCUGAGAGGGCUCCGCCAAGCGCGCUCACCAGCACCAAAGACAAGGAGAAGAAGGAAAAGGAAAAGGAGAAGGAUGGGACGGCAGAGCUGCCGUACGAGGACCUCCCCUGGGAGUCGAUCGCCGAAGCGUACACCGUCGCAAUCCAGAUCUACGCCAAAUGCCUCGCGCCGCUGAGCGUGCUGAUGGCCGAGCCAGCGCGGUCCGUCCACAACGAGACGCCACGCGACUUUACGCACCCGUACAUCCAUGCCAACGCGUGUGUCCAAUACGCGCGCUUCCUCCUCGCCGUCUGGUCCUGCCGCGGGUGGAACGGCGAGUGCUUCGACCAGCUGAUCUACGGCGGCGUCCCGCUCUCUCUGCGCGCACCGUUGCAAGGCGCCGACCGUGAUGACGCGCUACUGACGCCUGCAACGUUCACCAUCUGGUCGAACGACUCGGGCGUCCGGCGCAGCGAGAUCGCUGCCGCAGCGUCGCAGGCGCUUACGCUCUCCGUCGCCGCGCUCAAGCCGCGGGACCAGGUGGCGAUCCUGAGCAGCAUGACGAGCGUAUUUGGCUGCAUCGGCUUUGUGCGCCGCGAGACGUACCUCCUGCGGCAGUUGCAGAACUCGGUCCUCGCUUGGCUCGCCAGCGCGCUCCUCGCGCACGGCCGCCAGCGCCCGCAGGCCAAGGAGACGCUCCGCAUCCGCCUCGGCGAGGUUGCGCCGGGCAUGGCUGUCGUCUGGCACUCAUCGCCAGCCCAGCAGCACGCUCGGUCCGACUUUGACGCCAUCCUCAUGAUCGCCGUCCAGAUCUGCGAGACGUACGGCAUCAACGUCAACCGCGAGCCUGUCUCCGGCAUCCCGGACACGCACGUCCUUGCCAAGGCACGCAGAGCAAGGAUGCACACGUCCUACGGCAACCCGCUCCUCGCUGGCCGCGCCGCACCACGGCACGCUCGUGCCAAACGGCUGAGCGCUGUUGUUGGCGCUGAGGAGGAAGAGGGAGAGAGUAGACCGCAGAAAGCGUCUGUCCGGCCGGCGGACGCGCAGGGCGAAUUUGGAUGGAUCGAGCAACAAAUUAUGCUGCUGAAGGAUACCAUUGGCGUGGCCGAGACGCUUGAGGACCGGUUGUCGAUGGCAUUUUUUGGGGCACUGCUGCUCAGAGACUACUAUCAAUUCCUCGCCGCGGAGGAGCAGUGGCGUCUCGCGCAAGGCCUCCUGCGCAUCUGGAGCAACGAAAAACCGCCCCCGGGCAUAAGCGUCUCUUACUGGGGGCCGGCGGAGCCGAUCGCGCGGUUUGAAAUGCUCGCCCUGUCUCCGCCGCGCGCGGUCCAGGAGCAGAGUUACAAGGCGCUCAACCCUUCGGUCAAAGCGAAAGACGAAAGUGUCGCCGGACUAAGCAACCCUUUCUUCUGGAACCCGCUCAAAGGCAGCUUUAGUAGCAAGACGGCUACACUCGUGCAAGACGAGUUGGCAGAAUUCGCAGUUACGCUGUACAACCCGCUCGAGAUCGCGCUCGAAUUUUCUAGCGUGAAGCUGUCCACAUCCGGGUGUAAAUUUGAGGCCAUCGCGUCCGAGGUUGUCGUGCCGCCCACUUCGUUCCACACGCUUGUCCUGGCCGGCAAGCCGCUGGAGACCGGAAGCCUCACCGUGCGAGGCGUGUAUCUGCGCCUGAACGGAUGUAAGGAGCAAGAAUUCGUCAUGUGCCAGGUGGAUGACAACAAUGAGAAGCGGUGGAUCGCAUGGCACGCCGAUCAAGACGAUCGGCGGACGCGCCUUAAGACCCUUGGACUCGAGGCGCGCAUGUCCAUCAACGUCCAACCGGAAGAGGAGCCAAAGAGCAAAAAGAGCAAGUACUCCCUCGAGCAUUUCAUACAGUGCCGUGUCAUCUUGAAUCAGCCCAUCCUCGAAAUUGAAUCGACUUCGCUCGUCGAUGGCCGCUUGCAGAUCUACGAAGGCGAAACAGCAGAACUCUGCGUCACUCUGCGCAACCCUUCCAAUCUCCCCGUCGAUUACGGCGUCUUCUCCUUCUCGGACACGCUAUCGGCGGCAGCGCAGGCCGCACUGGCGGAAGGUGGUCUGCAUCCCAGCACUGUGCACGCGCUUGAGUGGAGCCUGAUCAAGCAGCCAGUCCUUUCUCGCGAGGGAGUGCCGAAGGACUUCCUUAUCGCCGCUGGCGAGUCGGUGCCUUUCUUGAUCAAGGUUCUUGGAAAAUCCGGCUGCAGCGCGGCGACCAUUGAGCUCGACUAUGCGCAUAUCAAUGGACUGGGCCGCGGCCGCUCGGUCACGGACGAGAAGAAGAACUGGUUCACACGCAAACUGGCAUUGCAAUUUCCAGUGGAUGUGCUCAAGGUUGUGCAGCCGCAGUCGUUCCACAUCCGCCUAUUGCAGGUAAACGAUCUGACAGCACUGAUGGCGAGCAACGGCAUUUAUACCCCGAGCACUGCAGAGGAGACAUCCGCGCUGGGAGAUGCGCUUGUGCGCGCGGCGGACGAGGCGUCGGGACAGCAAGUCUGCCUUGUCAGCAUGGAUGUGCGCAACGUACAUACUCACGAGCUCGAGCUCGAAUUGCGUUUCAGUACAGACGAGCACGGUAAGCAUGUCGCCUUGAAGCGAGUCGUCAACGCCGGCUCGAGCGUGCGCCUCGCGAUCCCCGUGGAUCAGAUUCACCUGACUGAAGAGAAAGAAAGCGCGCCCAUCCCAACGCGUUCGUCACGGCAGUUCACAGUCGCCCGCGAGAAGCUGUCAGAGGAGGAGACGAGGCGCGCGCUCGUCAAGUUUUGGCACAAGGAGUACAUCUACGAGCGCCUGCAGUGCUUUUGGACGGAUAUGAGGACCGGUCAGAGCGGCGAGCUGGCCAUUCGAGGGCAGGAGCUCACCGACGUGCAACUCGAGACGCUCCGAAGGCCGGCGCUGUCGCUCGUGUUGCAGGUCGCACAAUCGUCUUCGGGGCGCGCAGGACAGUGCAGGGCGGACGUGAAGGAUGUUGAGGUGGAGCAGUUUGUCAACGUGUCGGCAAAGGUGACCAAUCGAAGUGGUCGACCUUUGAAACUGCUCUACCGGCUGACGCCGCUCGAGAGCGCGUCACUGGAUCCGAACGGCGCGGCGCUUGCGCCGGAUGCGCAACCGCUCGACGGGCUCGUGCACCCGACCGACCCAGUGCUGAGCCAGGUGCUGCUGGCGUCCGGCACGCUCGCCGCAGCGGUGCAGCCGUGGCCGCUUCCGGACGGCGCGACGGCGACGAUCGACAAGAGCAUAUGCUUUCUUGCGCAAGGCAUGUACGCCUUCGUCGCUGCUGUCGAGGAGGCGCCACGGUUUGGGCAGCCAGUGCCGCCACAGCAGCAGGGGUCGAGCGAAGCGGCGGCGUCGCUCAAAACAUCCGAGCGCCUCGCGUGCAUCAGCCAGAACCGGCUCGAAGUGCGUGCCGUUCGGUCGUGCCCUCCGUGACGGCUCAAGGGACGCGUAGGCAAAGGCAGGGGGGAUAAUGAGAUGGGGCGCAGUGCGAUACGGACGCUGCGUUUUGGCGAAGUGCCGGUGAGCGUAGCAACAAUAGUAGUAUACAAGCGUGUAAACUCCAUGCAGAGCAUAUGGGACAGCUA